This is a messenger RNA of Homalodisca vitripennis (glassy-winged sharpshooter), 990 nucleotides long. Its product is annotated as putative nuclease HARBI1. Lineage: Eukaryota; Metazoa; Arthropoda; Insecta; Hemiptera; Cicadellidae. The record is from RefSeq and is a predicted model, not a curated record.
AUGGAUUAUGUUGAUUAUAUUGACUAUUUAUUAGAUGCACCAAUUGAGCGUGUUGUUCGUGAUAGGAGAGGUCCCUUUGACAUUUACUCCAACAUUGAGUUUCGAGAACGAUUUGGUUUUUCUAAAGAUUCUUUCUUAUCUCUUCUCGAUUUGAUAGGGCCUUACCUUGAACAUGAUACAGACAGGAACUUUGCAUUGUCACCACAACUUCAGCUUCUUUGUGGUUUAAGGAUAUUUCGUACCGGUUCUUACCAGUUAGUUGCUGGUGACUUGAUAAAUGUACAUAGAACAACAGCUGGUAGAGCUUUAAAUAAUGUAAUAAACAGUUUGCUUACCUUGAAACCGCUAUACAUUACCAUGCCCAGCACUCAAGAGCAAUGUAGUGAAAAAAGAGCCUUUUAUAGAUUAGGUGGUUUCCCAAAUGCCAUAGGAGCAAUCGAUUGCACUCAUAUAAAAAUACUGUGCCCACCAGGUGAUAAUAAUGAACUUUUUCGAAAUAGGAAAGUUUUUUCUAUUAAUGCUCAAUUUAUAUGUGAUGCUGAUAUGAAAAUAAUGAAUGUUGUAAGUCGAUGGCCAGGUUCGACCCACGAUGCUAGGAUUUGGGACAAUAGUGUUGUUGCUGCAAGAUUUGAAGCUGGUAUAUAUGAUGGUUUACUUGUUGGUGAUAGUGGAUAUGCGUUGUCACCCAAGCUGAUGACUCCAGUAUUGCUACCUACAACCCAAGGAGAAAGAAGGUACAACCGUGCACAUAUUUUGACCCGUAAUAUUGUAGAACGAACUUUUGGAGUCUUAAAGAAAAGAUUUCAAAUUCUUGAGAAGGGAAUUAAAUUCAAUCCAGUUAAGUGUGGAAACAUAAUAGUAACUGCAAGUGUGCUGCACAACUUUGGUAUUGAAGUAGGUGACGUUUAUCAAGCGGAUCAGGUUGAUGUAGAAAAUGAACCGUAUGAGGUAGAAGUUGUUGAAGAAGGCGGGAAUCAUUGGAUGACUUAG